Messenger RNA from Anopheles arabiensis, 1135 nucleotides. Its product is annotated as protein PRRC2B-like. Gene Ontology annotation, biological process: cell differentiation. NCBI's taxonomy places the organism in Eukaryota, Metazoa, Arthropoda, Insecta, Diptera, Culicidae. The annotation marks the transcript as partial. The record is from RefSeq and is a predicted model, not a curated record. The transcript has 5 exons.
GAAUGUGGCCAUGGCUGUAUCAACGCCAUUUUAGAAAUUGUGAGAUCUGUUCUUCGACAGAAAAUGGUGAAUAAAGCGUGUUCAACUGAAAAUUAUUAGCGUGAAAAGUCUUGUUCUACCUGUUUAUCUCUGUUUAUUUGGACAUUCGUGAUAUUUUACUUCGUUGAUGAAUUAAAUUCAAUCAGGUUACUGUUGGAUGCAUACUUUCGUGGCAUUGUGCCACUUCAGUAGUUCUUGAAAAGCAACUCAAGACCAGUAGCGAAUUAAAUCUGCCUGAUGAAAUCCCUCUUAAGGAGUGAAGUAUUCCAGGAAAGGAUUCUAUAAUCAACAUACCAUUUGUAAUAGACAUUACUUUGCGGCGACAACUGUGAAGGUGAUGCUGGUAAUUUGCUACAACGGAAUACAGAACAGAGUAAACACUACCUACAUAAACAACUAAACAAAAAGUAGUUUUUUUUGCUGAUGAAGAUUUACUGACAGUAUGAGCACCUUGGGGGGAUCUAGGGGAGAGCGUAAUGCCAAACCCAAAUUCGCAGCAUUAGACAUUAAUAAGCUGUACAUAACCAGCCGUGGAGAAUCGUUUGAGCCAUCGACACAAAAAAGUACUGCUCCUCGCAAGCAUGGCAUGCAAAGUUUGGGAAAGGUUCCCACGGCCCGUCGUCCACCAGCAAACCUUCCAUCUUUAAAAGCAGAAGUAGGAAAUCCCGGCGAACAGUCUGGCAGCUGGACUAACGAACUUAACGAAGGACAAUACGUCAGCCAGAGUCCAAAUCAUUCAACGGAAGAAGUCAACAAAAUACCAAAUUUAUCUAUUUCUAAAAAUUCGACUCAACGCCACACUUCGUCUCCUAAUAUUUCAAAACCGGGCGAAUUAUCAUGGAACACGAACGAGUUCCCUUCAUUGGACGGCACUGGUUCGUAUGGGGGGGGAACAACAAAAUCUCAACUAUUCCAAGAACAUUAUUCCGGAACUUCUCAAACCAAUCAUCAAGCCGACAUUCGUUCACAAUUGAAAGCACCUUGCGGCCAAGGAACCAGUAUUGCAACGGAGGAUUUAGAUGGUGGUGGAAACUUCCUAGGUGGUUUGAACAGUUGUCAGGUCACAGCGGGAUCGUCUCAAUCGUCUCCUCUGCCC